Molecule: messenger RNA, 2465 nt
Organism: Malania oleifera
Lineage: Eukaryota; Viridiplantae; Streptophyta; Magnoliopsida; Santalales; Ximeniaceae
Product: protein trichome birefringence-like 16
Exons: 6
Coding region: 446-1990 (514 amino acids)
Biological process (GO): xylan biosynthetic process; plant-type secondary cell wall biogenesis; xyloglucan metabolic process
Cellular component (GO): Golgi apparatus
Molecular function (GO): acetyltransferase activity
Source: RefSeq, a predicted model, not a curated record
AUAUAUAUAUAAAAUAUGUUGACAUUCGUGACCCGUCCCCUCCUUUUUCUCCCAUGAACACUUUUCUUUGUCUCCCUCUCCCUCUCCCUCCCUAGCCCCUACCCUCCUCUUCUGUGUAGCUCGAUCACCUCAUUGCUGCCGAAGCCGUCCGUUUCCUACGCCGUUUAGAGCCACCGAACCUCCUCCUCUUAUUGUUCGCAGAUCAAGAAACCCGCGGAUCCCUCACUCUACUUCGAUCUUUUUUCUCUCCCUGCCGCAGUUCGACGACCUUCGGCCUUUCUCCCCGUUGCCGCCAGGCUCGCCGCCCUCCUCCCUGCCUGACCCCUACGGUCUCCCUCGAUCCCUCUUUCGGCCGCCUCUCACCAGACCAUACAUUAUAAGAAACACAAUAUCCUUUUAUCGUGGUUCCCCAACUUCAGGUUCAUAUUUUGGUAUGUACUAAAGAAUGAAAGGAAGCUUUUAUGGGAUGAGGGGUACACAACUUUCUCUUACCCUCAUUGCUCUUGUUUGCACAACCAUUUUUAUUUGGACAUGGGAGAAAACCCCACUUCUUACUUCCCUUCUCCCACCUCACAGUCAGAUCUUAAAGUUGUCUUCAGAUGUGAUUAUGGGUGCUCCUUCAGUGAGCUCAAGAACCACAGAGCCAUAUGCAAAAAAUAUAUCCAAGUCCACAGAAAGAGUGGCUACUAAUGAACGAAAAGAAGAGCAUUUUGAUGCAAGUCCUGCAAAAAGCUCUCAUGAAGAGGCCAAUAAUAACAGUGGUUUAAUUGCAACCCCUGCUUUGGAGAAAGAUAUUCCUGCAAGUGUCCCAAAGGAAAAACCAAUACACAAGCAAAUGCCAGAACGCAUUCCUUCAAGACAAGCAGAAAUAAGCAUAGAUGAUGUAGCACCAAUAAGUGCUGUAAAUACAAGUUCUUCAGUAACUAAGAAAGAUAAUAAAGUUAUCACGCUAGCGGGUGAUCAAGCUUGCAACUAUGCCAAAGGAAAAUGGGUUAUAGACGACAAUCGGCCUUUGUACUCUGGGUUCGGCUGUAAGCAAUGGCUGUCAGGGAUGUGGGCUUGCCGAUUGACUCAACGGACUGAUUUUGUCUAUGAGAAGCUGAGGUGGCAGCCACAAAAUUGUAAAAUGGAAGAUUUUAGAGCAUCAAAGUUCUUGAAAAGGAUGCAAGACAAAACUCUAGCUUUCAUUGGUGAUUCACUAGGCCGACAGCAGUUCCAGUCUCUAAUGUGCAUGUUAACAGAUGGCCAAGAAAGGCCUGAUGUGAAGGAUGUGGGAAUCGAGUAUGGUCUUGUCAAAGCUCGAGGUGCUGUACGCCCUGAUGGGUGGGCUUAUCGUUUCCCAGAUACCAAUACUACCAUUCUCUAUUAUUGGUCAGCCAGCCUCUGUGACCUGCAGCCACUUAAUAUCACAAACCCUAACACUGAUUAUGCCAUGCACCUGGAUCGACCACCGGCGUUCCUGCACCGGUUCAUUCACAGAUUUCAUGUCCUGGUUCUCAACACGGGCCACCAUUGGAACCGAGGGAAGCUGAGGGCAAAUCGGUGGGUGAUGCAUGUUGGGGGUGUUCCCAACACAAAUAGGAAAAUUGCAGAAAUUGGAGGUGCGAAGAACUUAACAAUCUAUAGUAUUGCCAACUGGGUAAAUUGGCAACUUCCCAAGUAUCCAGGCUUGACAGCUUUCUUUCGAACUAUCUCACCUCGUCAUUUUGUUAAUGGGGAUUGGAACACUGGAGGGAGCUGUGACAAUACCACUCCUUUGUCCGUAGGGAAAGAGCUUUCCCAGGACGAGUCUAGUGAUCCCAUUGUUGCAGGGGCGGUGAAGGGAACCAAGGUUAAUCUCCUGGACAUAACAGCUCUAUCCCAACUGCGUGAUGAGGGUCAUAUUUCCCGAUACAGCAUCAGAGCAUCCACAGGAAUGCAGGAUUGCUUGCAUUGGUGCUUGCCCGGUGUUCCUGAUACAUGGAAUGAAAUCCUCCUUGCACAGAUUUAGCUCAACUUGCUUGGUGCUUGUAUGAAGAGUUCACACAGGAUGCCUUUAAAUGGAGAGAAUCUCUUGAAGUUUUCACUGCUUGGAACAAAAGCAGUAUUUGGAAAUUAUUCUUGAAGGGUUGGUGUUUGCAUUCCAGGCCUCUGAUCCCUUGAGAACUUCCCCCAUUAAAUGGUUCAUAGGCUCGUCCUUUCUACCCACCCUUCCACAGGUGUAGUUGUUGUAUUCGUAUCACAGUUAACUAUGUAUUUGUUUCUUAAUAUCGUUUUAGUUGGUCAGCCCUCCCAUAGAUUUAGGACUUCUAUGGAAGUGAAAUUUGGCUUUCCUAUAAAAUUAGUGCAGUAGAGAAAUACAUGCUUUAAUCGGGAGAAUGGGUGGAGUAAGGGAAGCUAGGCGGGAGAAAAUUUUGGAUUUUUUGUAUCAUGCUAGUGUUGGAAUCUAUUAUGAAUGGGAAAGAGAAUGUGAUUGAAUCUUUUAA